Chroicocephalus ridibundus (black-headed gull) is the source of this 2910-nucleotide messenger RNA. RefSeq names its product protocadherin alpha-2-like. Gene Ontology annotation, cellular component: plasma membrane. Gene Ontology annotation, molecular function: calcium ion binding. Lineage: Eukaryota; Metazoa; Chordata; Aves; Charadriiformes; Laridae. The record is from RefSeq and is a predicted model, not a curated record. Gene Ontology annotation, biological process: homophilic cell-cell adhesion.
AUGUCCAAGAGAGGAGGUGACCAGCCCGUGUCCGGGGACACGGUCGGCGGUGGAGCGUGCGAAGCGUCGGAGCAGCACACGGUGUCGCUGCAGGCUCAGAAACGGCGUGGGAGCGUUGAGGCGACUCCGCCCCGGUGCGGCGAAGAGCCCGGCUGUGAGCGCGGAGGGGCGGCGCGGGGCGGUGAGGAGAGCCGGUGCGUCCGGGCGGCGGCGAGGAGCCGUGCGGGGCCCGUGCGGGCGGCGGCGGCUCCUUGGGCGGCGGCGAUGGUCGUGAGUUGGUGUUCCGUGUUGCGGGUGGUGGUGGUGGUGCAGGCGGCGUGGGCGCUGGUCGCUGGUCAGGUGCGGUACUCGGUGCCGGAGGAAGCCAAGGCCGGGACGGUGGUGGGUCGUCUGUCGCAGGACCUGGGCCUGGAGGCGGGCGAAGCGGAGUCGCGGCGCCUGCGUCUGGUGUCGCAGGGCCGUCGUGCGAGCGUGGAGGUGAGCGGGGCGAGCGGGGCGCUGGUGGUGAGCUCGCGUCUGGACCGGGAGGAGCUGUGCGGGAAGAGCGCGCCGUGCGCCCUGCGCCUGGAGGUGCUGGUGGAGCGGCCGCUGCGCGUCUUCCACGUGGAGCUGGAGGUGACCGACAUCAACGAUAACGCCCCGCUCUUCCCCGCCGCCCGCAAAAACCUCAGCAUCGCGGAAUUCACUACGCUGCCGGGGUCCCGGUUCCCGCUGGAGGGCGCGUCGGAUGCAGAUGUCGGAGCGAACGCGGAGCUCUCCUAUACACUCAGCCCCAGCGACAAUUUCGGUUUGGAAGUGAAAUCUAAAAAUGAAAACAAAGUGUCGCUAGUCCUCGUAUUAAAGAAAUCUCUGGAUCGCGAGACUUUGCCUGUGCACCGUUUGGUGUUGACGGCGAGUGACGGUGGCCGUCCGUCGCUGACGGGCACGAUGGAGCUGUUGAUCUCGGUGCUGGACGCCAACGACAAUGCGCCCCAGUUCAACCAGUCAGUGUAUCAAGUGCAGCUGCAGGAGAAUGUUCCCCCGGGAACUGUGUUUCUGCAGCUAACAGCGACAGACAAAGAUGAGGGAAUUAAUCAGGAGCUAUAUUAUUCGUUUAGCGAUACGAUGCCUGCCAAAGUUCAGGACCUUUUCAUAAUUGACAGAAAUUCCGGGGAAAUACGGACUGCCGGUGAACUGGAUUUUGAAGAUGUUCAGUCGUAUGACCUGGAGAUCGAAGCGAGAGACAAGGGGACGCCCCCGCUGUCGGGUCACUGCAGCGUGGAGCUGGAGGUGUUGGACGUUAACGACAACGCGCCGGAGGUGUGGGUGACGUCGCUGUCGGUGCCGGUGUCGGAGGACGCGGCGGUGGGGACAGUGGUGGCGCUGCUGAGCGUGUCGGACCGGGACUCGGGGUCGAACGGGCGCGUGCGGUGCGCGGUGUGGCCGGCGUCGCCGUUCGGUCUGGUGUCGACGUUCGCGGGGUCGUACUCGCUGGUGCUGCGGGAGGCGCUGGACCGGGAGCGGGUGUCGGAGUACGAGGUGGAGGUGCGUGCGGAGGACGGCGGGUCGCCGCCGCUGCGCGCCAGUCGCGGGGUGCGUGUGCCGGUGUCGGACGUGAACGACAACGCGCCGGCGUUCGCGCAGGCGGUGUACACGGUGCUGGCGCGGGAGAACAACGCGGCGGGCGCGGAGCUGGCGCGUGUGUGGGCGCGGGACCCGGACGAGGCGGGCAACGGGCGCGUGAGCUACUCGGUGUGGGAGGGCGGUGUCGGGGGCGCGUCGUCGGGCGGGGGGUGGCGGUCGGCGUCGAGCUACGUGUCGGUGGACGCGGAGAGCGGGCGGCUGUGGGCGCUGCGGCCGUUGGACUACGAGGAGGUGCAGGUGCUGCAGUUCGAGGUGCGUGCGGUGGACGCGGGGGAGCCGUCGCUGUGCGGCAACGCCACGGUGCAGGUCUUCGUGGUGGACGAGAACGACAACGCGCCGGCGCUGCUGCCGGCGUCGGGCGGCGGCGCGUGGUCCGGGUCGUCGUCGGAGGCGGCGUCGGUGCCGGGGUCGGGGUCGGUGUGGGCGUGGGCGUGGGCGUCGUGGGGGACGCCGGCGGGGCAGGUGGUGGCGAAGAUCCGGGCGGUGGACGCGGACUCGGGCUACAACGCGUGGCUGCGCUACGAGCUGUGGGAGCCGCGGGGGAAGGGCCCGUUCCGCGUGGGGCUGUACAGCGGCGAGGUGAGCACGGCGCGGGCGCUGGAGGAGGCGGACGGCCCGCGGCAGCGGCUGGUGAUCGUGGUGCGUGACCACGGGGAGCCGUCGCUCUCGGCCACGGCCACGCUGAGCGUGUCGCUGGUGGAGGGCGGCGAGGCGGCGCUGGCGGCCGCGGGCUCGUCGUCGUCGUCGUCGUUGUCGGGGGUAGGGCUGCGUCCGGCGGAGGGCGGCGCGUCGGUGUCGUCGUCUGCGGCGACGAACGUGUGGCUGGUGGUGGCGAUCUGCGCGGUGUCGAGCCUGUUCCUGCUGGCGGUGGUGCUGUACGUGGCGUCGCGGUGGGCGCCGCGGGCGGCCGUGCUGUCGGGGCCCGGUGCGGCGACGCUGGUGUGCGCCAGCGAAGUGGGGAGCUGGUCGUACUCGCAGCGGCAGAGCCGGAGCCUGUGCGUGGCGGACGGCGCGGGCAAGAGCGACCUGAUGGUUUUCAGCCCCAACUUCCCGCCGCCGCCGGCGCCGGCGCCCGUCCCCGCGGCGAAGGAGUCGAAUCCGGAGGCGCCCGCUCUCCUGGACACGGUCAGUGGCCCUCCCUUUCUCGCCUCUCGACCGUUUCCCUUUUCUCGCCCUUCUUUCCCUCCUGUCCCGUCCCCUGAUCAGUCGCUGUUGGGAGGGGUGCCUCAUCCCGCGGGGGCGGUGGGUGGUUGUCGGGUGCUUAAGGAUGUGAAUGGGACCUGUUAA